UGCCGAUUGCGUAUGGGAUGGAUAUUGACCAUUCUUUCAAUUUUGUUUGUUUGGUUAGCUUCUCUUUGGAAGAUUUUCUUCUCCCAUUCAACCACUUUUAAAUUGAAACCAGGUUCACCUCUACACAAGAAGAAUGUAUUACUGGUUGUUGCCCACCCUGAUGAUGAGUCCAUGUUCUUUUCACCAACAAUAAACUACCUGACUUCAAGAUGGCACAGUGUUUACCUAUUAUGCAUGUCUAUUGGCAAUGCAGAUGGCAUGGGAGACAAUAGAAAAGAUGAGCUUUAUCGUGCUUGUGUAAUGAACAAGGUUCUACUUGAUCAAGUGAAGGUUUUGGACCACCCGGAUUUGCAGGAUGGUUUUGGCCAAGUCUGGAACCAUGAUUUAUUGGCAAAUAUCAUUGAAGAGGAGGUUUAUGGUCACGUGAUUGAUGUUAUUAUUACAUUUGAUAGCUAUGGUGUUUCGGGUCAUUGCAACCAUGGUGAUAUGCAUUAUGGGGUACGCAAGUUCCUGCAUGAUUCUUCACCAGGAAAUAUUGAAGCCUGGGAACUUGUGAGCAUUAACAUAUUGCGCAAGUAUAGUGGACUGUUUGACAUCUGGAUGUCAGUGAGCAUUAACAUAUUGCGCAAGUAUAGUGGACUGUUUGACAUCUGGAUGUCAAGUUUAGACGUCAUGCGACAUCCAACGGGUCUAAGGCAUUGCUUGUGUAAUGAGCAUCCACAGAAGAGCUUCCUGGCAAUGGCGCAACACUUCAGCCAAUGGGCGUGGUUCAGAAAGCUUUUCAUUUCAUUUUCUAGUUAUACUUACAUUAACACUCUUAGAAAGAUCGAGUGAUUAUAGAUGCACUUGGAUGGACAAAGCUUCUUGGGAUUUGUGCCUGUUCAUAUUUGAGGUAUUUCUCUGCAGUGACACGGGCUGCUACUCGAUAAAUGUAUCACCUUAAAUCCAUAUCAGGCAGCCUAGUUUAAGUUUUCACAUUCCAUGAUUCGAAGCUAGCGAAUUGAGAACCCACUGAUCGGAAAAUGCAACACAUCCAUUUUUAUUUUCAAAAUUUUAGACCCUUACACAGAAACGUUAUUGGUUACAUUGCGUACAUCAUGAUCCAAAGGCAUUUGGUCAGACAUAUCAAUUUUACACCGGUCUCUCAUUUAGUUGGUCCGAAGGCAAUUUGAAGGUGACUCUGGCACUGGUGAGGCAAAAUUUUCCUACUUUGGUACGAAAAAAGAAAUCUUUAGGGUGCCAUUUCUCUUUCGUCUUGAAGUUGAAAACUUUAUUCUUAUGCUAAGCAUCAUGGAAGAUUUAUUUUUAGUACGCAAAAGUACUUUUCACUGUGAGCAUUGCUUCCUCUAAUGUUUUAGCUUUAUCAUAAAAAUGUGAAUUAUGUUGCUCUAGAUAUGGAACCUGACCUGCCACCAUAUGUCAAACUCGCAACAUG
Molecule: messenger RNA, 1435 nt
Organism: Hibiscus syriacus
Lineage: Eukaryota; Viridiplantae; Streptophyta; Magnoliopsida; Malvales; Malvaceae
Product: N-acetylglucosaminyl-phosphatidylinositol de-N-acetylase-like
Exons: 11
Coding region: 13-834 (273 amino acids)
Biological process (GO): GPI anchor biosynthetic process
Cellular component (GO): endoplasmic reticulum
Molecular function (GO): N-acetylglucosaminylphosphatidylinositol deacetylase activity
Source: RefSeq, a predicted model, not a curated record